Molecule: messenger RNA, 1215 nt
Organism: Mytilus californianus (California mussel)
Lineage: Eukaryota; Metazoa; Mollusca; Bivalvia; Mytilida; Mytilidae
Product: retinitis pigmentosa 9 protein-like
Exons: 5
Coding region: 123-623 (166 amino acids)
Molecular function (GO): zinc ion binding; nucleic acid binding
Source: RefSeq, a predicted model, not a curated record
UGUAUACUAAAACUCACAACGUAGACGGACUGAUAUCCGAAGUUUAACUUGUUGGUGUUUGAGACAUCUGUCAAUGUCUGUAUCAGAAGAUGAAAUGAUUUUAUCAGAAGUGUUUUAACUAAAUGGAUAGAGACAAGGAUAAAGAUUCAAUUCAGUGUUUUAAAUGCAAGAAGUAUGGACACAAGAAAGACAAAUGUCCUGAAAAAGGAAUACAGAUAGAACCUCCACAAGUUCACCAAAGACUGAAAUGGAGUUUUGAAGAUCCAAUGAAGCACUAUUUUGAAGAGAGAGACAGAAAACAAAGAGAAGAAAAAGAAGAAAGAGUGCAAAAGUUAAAAGAACUAAUUGAAAGCUCAUCUUCAGAUUCUGACCUGGAAAAUGGACAGAAGAAUCAAAAGAAAAAGAAGAAAAAACAUUGUCAUUCUUUAUCCUCUGAUGAUGAACUUAAAAUGCAUAGAAAAAGAAAGAAAUCAAAGCAUAAGAAAGUAAAAAGAUUGAAAAUGGACAAAAUGCAUUCCUCUGAUGAUGUUAAACAUAAUACGGAACACAAAGUGAAACAUAAAAUGAAACAUAAAAUGAAACAUAAAAUGAAACAUAAAAAACAUCACAAACAUAGAGGUUAAAAUGAUUAUUUAUCAAGAAUUAUAAAAAAAAAUUUACAAGGAGGUCAAGUCAAGAUAAUUGAUGAUGUCUUACAAAAAUCUAUUUUAGCAUGCUGAUAAAUCAUUUGAUUCAUCCAAAUACUCAAAAGCAUUAUGGGGGUACACAUGUUUGUUUUAAUUAUAAAACAAGUUCACAACUGUUUGAAAUGUAGCUUUUCAUCCACACAUUUAGAAAGGAUAUAUAGUGAAACAAUACUUUCAAAGUCAUAAAUUCAGAUAGAUGUGAAAAAAAGUACUUUGAAUUGAGAAAUUAUUGCGACCGAGUGAAUAUCACAAUGAUAAGAACUGGCAUUCUGAUAUCGAAUACAUAGGAAUUUAUAGUACUCUGUUUGAUAAAGGAGUAAUUUUCAUUAAUGUUGUUCUAUGAAGCAAAGACAUUUGAUAUACAAUUGACCACCAAAUGGUACUGAAUAUCUUUGAUUUGACUUCAAUUGAUAAAUUAUGACAAAAUGAUUUCAGUGACAUAUUGCUUAUUAUGUACAAUAAUAUUGUAAAAAUAUGUGUGUAUUUUGUCGCUGAUAUGAUUUAUUAAAAUAAAAAACAAUGAUAUAAA